GUUUGUCAUUAUGGUUUAAGCGGACAUGUCACCUGAAUACAUACCAACAUUACACAGACAUUUCCGAUUAUGAGGACAGGGUCAGAGUCCUUAUAAUUCAAACAGCGCAGAAGUGUUUCUAGAACCCAAAUAUUGCUUUUCCCCAAAAUGUCUGUAUAGUUCAGAAUGAUCAAUUUGUGUCUCAUAGUUCUAACAGCGCAGAAGUGUUUCUAUAGGUAGAGACAACCCAAAUAUUGCUUUUCCCCAAAAUGUCUGUAUAGUUCACAAUUAUCGAUUUUUGUGUAUAAUCAGUGUAUAAAAGUGCGCUACUGGUGGUGAAAAGUGGUACUAUACACCUCAUGAAUAAUUCACACAGCGGAGCUUCUGAUUGGCUGUACUAUACACCUCAUGAAUAAUUCACACAGCGGAGCUUCUGAUUGGCUGACAACCCUCCCCUCAGCAUCGGAUCAACUCUCACCCACUCGGUUCACACUGACUUGGAGGAAGAGACAUGUGCAGGAGAUGGCAACUCUAAGGUCCCGGAGGAGAGUGGUAAAACCCAUCAAUGAGGCGAAGUAUUUCUCGUCCUUGUCGAAAGAUACAAAGAUUUCAACUGAAGCAGCUCCUCCAGUUCCUAAUGCAGCAGGAACAGAGAGUGAUGUCAACAACACUGAACAGAAGAGAGCAAGGCGACCUGUUGAGACCACUCCAGGCGCCUCAGAUGAUGGUGACUCUGCCCUGGAAGGCACGUCUCAAGCAUUACACAAAAACACUGAUGGGAAGGAGAGAGUGCACAGCAGGAGGGAAGUGCGCACACAUUCAGGAAAGAAGAGAGCAAGGCGACCUGUUGAGACCACUCCAGGCGCCUCAGAUGAUGUUGACUCUGUCCUGGAAGGCACACGGCCCCUUGCGUGGGAAAAGGAUCCCAGGAGAAAACAAAAACGGCCGUGGUCACCAACGGAGAUUGCUGCAGUAAUGCGGCAUUUCAGGGUCCACAUAGCCAAAGGGAGUCUAGCCACAAUAAAAGAGUGCAAACUGUGCAAGAUUGCUGAGCAUCCUGCUCUAGCUAAACGAUCUGAACAAAAUUUAAGAGAUUUUGUAAGGAAUCGGGGUAUUGUUGCAAAGAAGUCAUUCAAAGACAUUCGCCCAGUGUUUUAAAUGU
Alosa sapidissima (American shad) is the source of this 1141-nucleotide messenger RNA. RefSeq lists its product as uncharacterized. The transcript is spliced from 8 exons. The coding region runs from base 388 to 1137 and encodes 249 amino acids. The record is from RefSeq and is a predicted model, not a curated record. NCBI's taxonomy places the organism in Eukaryota, Metazoa, Chordata, Actinopteri, Clupeiformes, Clupeidae.